Talaromyces atroroseus is the source of this 1554-nucleotide messenger RNA. RefSeq lists its product as hypothetical. The transcript is spliced from 6 exons. The record is from RefSeq and is a predicted model, not a curated record. The coding region runs from base 1 to 1554 and encodes 517 amino acids. NCBI's taxonomy places the organism in Eukaryota, Fungi, Ascomycota, Eurotiomycetes, Eurotiales, Trichocomaceae.
AUGCUGGACCCACCUCAACUCCGAGUGGGCCUUCUGGAAGGUUGUAUCGAAGACCUUCAGGCUUCAACCCAACUCGCGAUCAAUAUCACUUACGCGCUAUUGGCGUUUGACCUCGCAUGCUCAACUGACAUUGAGCAGACCAAACUCAGCACUGGUAUCAUUCUAUCUCACUCAAAGAAUGCCGCUCUCAAGGAAAAAGUCCUGACCUCUCGGACACCGUCCACAUCGUUAGGGAUGUUGGAGGAACUACCAGAGAAUGCUCCCCAACUGGGAGAUCCCAGUGACAUAACAUCUAUGCCCACGAAUCCCCCACUUCAGACCGCGAAUAUCAUUCCUGGCAGUUCUGAUCUAAACUGGAAUGUCGUCGUCGACAGUUCUGCUGAAAGAUCGUUUAGCAUGCCAAAGCUAGGUCCGGCUUUAGACAUGCCCGCCAUGUCUGCUCCGUGGAUUGGGGUACAAGGAUUCUCCGAGAUCGAGGCAGAGACAUCCGAUGUUGCAAUUAUGGGAAUCCCAGACAAUCAUCAAAAUGUCUCGAAUCAGUAUAAUUUGGACAACGCGAUCGCGGUGCCAGGCUCAGACAUCACAGCUCAUGUACCCUCACCAACGUCCACCCAGUUGCUCCCACCUCGCCGAACCUUUCAGGCACGGCGGGUACUCAGGCACAGUGCACUAAGCAGGAUAGCUCUAGGGCAACUAGCGAGCUUUCCAAAAAUGAUGAUACAAGGCGACCGUCUACCACCGUUCAUCUGUCCGCCGUGCCACCUGCAUGAAGAGCUCGCGUUCGAUUGUGUGAAAAGCAGGAGACACUGUUGCCUUCCCAAGGAGUUGGCAAUAUGCGCCGGCACAGUAGAGAUGUUCUACUCUCGAACGGCACAAAAUUCCGAAUUUGUAUGGAAGACGAUAUAUGCCGAGAUAGAGAGGCUGCAAAAAGAGCAUGAGAGUUUCGACAUAUACCAGCAGCUCGCUGCUUUACAAUGCUUAGCAAUCUAUGUACUGCUCCAAGCUCAAGAUGUCGAAACCAGUGAGGCCAAUGAAGCUUCCUCUCUCUUAACCACCACGAUUAAUAUUUGCAUGAGCGUCGGUCAAAGAAACAAGCCAGGAACUGACACCAUACACGAGACCCCUCUAUGGUCGAAGUGGGUUCAUGAAGAGAGUGUGAGAAGAACAAUAACCUUGCUUGUGAUUAUCGACCUUAUGAUGGAUUGUCUCUUGGAGCCAGAGAGGAGCGUAUACCAUGCAUGCAGCUACAAUCUUGAAAACAUCCCACUCCCAGCGACACGAGAUCUUUGGGAGGCACAGUCAAAUUUCGUCUGGAGAACCGAAUAUGAAAGGUACCUUUCCCGGCGUCAGACCAAAAAGAUCUUGACCAUAGGGGAUUUGUUAGAGCUAGAUCAAGCGGGCGCUCUGAGGGACGUGUCGCGGGAUCAAAAAAUUAAUGUUGUGCCUGACAUUCUUAAUUGGUGUGAUGGCUUGGAUUCUCUGGGCUCGCUGCUGUGGACGGUCAUGCCUUUUCAGCAGUGGCGAUCGCUGGCUGGCAUGAAUGAGGCGUGGUAG